Onychostruthus taczanowskii (white-rumped snowfinch) is the source of this 3002-nucleotide messenger RNA. It is a transcript of the gene NOPCHAP1, whose product is annotated as NOP protein chaperone 1. Bases 1 to 555 code for a protein of 184 amino acids. NCBI's taxonomy places the organism in Eukaryota, Metazoa, Chordata, Aves, Passeriformes, Passeridae. The record is from RefSeq and is a predicted model, not a curated record. Gene Ontology annotation, molecular function: box C/D methylation guide snoRNP complex binding. Gene Ontology annotation, biological process: box C/D snoRNP assembly. The transcript has 5 exons.
AUGCACGUCAAACUAUGGGAAUUCCCCAGUAUUUCUUCCAAGAGCAGCAAAAGCAGUUGGCAGUCACAGAGAACUUGUCAGCUUAAGCACUUCAAUACUCGUUUGUUUGUUUGUUUGUUUGCAGGGCUGGGAGACAUUUUGCUGAUUAAUUCAAAACGUAGCAGCAAGAAGGCCACAACUUUACAGACGGUUAAGGUGCCAAGGAGCAAUGUUUUGGACCGAGUACAGAGCUUUUUACCACAGAUGGCCCAGGCAAAUGAUGAGCUCAAAAGAAAAAUGGUAACAGCACCUGCUCAUCAGUUUGAUAUUGAACAUCUAGACAGUGAAACAGAAAAAGUUAUAGAAAUGAAUGUGGCUGUAGUUGAACUGAGUGAUUCUGAUACAGAUGAAGAGUUGCUGACUUCAGAAGAUGACUCAGAAUCUGAUGAAGAUGACUCUGUAACUGAUGAAGUGACAGUGGACAACAUUAAGUUUCCUAAACAAAAGGGAGAAAAGGGCAAAAUAGAAAUUUUGGACAGCAAAGCAAAUGAGAAGAUAAGGGCAAGAAAGAGUUAACCAGGAAAGAAGCUUUGUUUUCAUAUUCCAUGUCCUGUGAAGUGUUAUAUACACUCCCUUCACUGUUAAACAUGAUCUUGCAGUACCCCAGAGGUAAGUCUACAGUGCAUUAAUGGCAGUGACUGCUCAACAGCGGAGCCGUGGCUGAGUUCAUUUCCAGCUGAGCCAGCCUGGACAGCCGUGAGUUCAGCAAAGGGUUACUUGGUACUUACCCUGUGUGCCUGCACUGGGCUCCACACCAGCACAGGGAGCUUACAGGCUCCUCUGGGAAGCCUUUGUGGCUGUGGUGCAAACACUCUCCCAUACUCAAAGGAUCAAGGCUGCCUCUGGGGUGUUAUGAUGGCUUUAAGCUACACUUUUCAUCCCCCAAUUUUCCAGUCUCCAUUUUGUUAACUGUCACUGACAGAAGGAUGAAAAGGUGACUUUUCAGCUGGCCUGUACUUAAGUUGGCUUGACACAAUUGUGAAACCAGGAUCAGUGAAAGUGUGUCCCAUUUAUACUUAACCUCACAUUGAUCAAAUACAAUGGUUUGGGCUAUUACAUUCACUUCAUAGAUCAGUCUGCAUUUCAGAAGUAUCUGUCAUGCUCCUGAAUGUCAUUGUUUCUUAAAGGAACUUAGUAUUUUCUACACCAUUAAAGUAAUAUUUUCGAUACUGUAUUUGCUCAAAUAUUACACUUAAUGUCAUGACUUGAAACCUGGAGUUACUUACAGAAUUUAUUUUGAAUCCUGUACCUGAAGUUCUAGUUUUAAUACCUGUUUCUGUAGUAUUUGUAGUAAGAAAUAACAGGGAUUCUAGUCUUUCUUUUACAAUGUGGCUUAAAUAUAAGAUGGAGACAUUUACUGAUUAAAUCAUGGAACAUUUUAGUGAAGGGGAAGGAUGGGGAUCAAAGAAUCAGACUGCUGUCUUUAAUAGCAGCCCACAGAUAAGUGAAGCUUUGGGUGUUUUUGCAUUCUAAGAGCAAGGAGUCUUAACAGGCUUAGUUAAAUAAGGUCUCAAUCUAUAGAAAAUUUCUUCCAAACUGAAAAAAGUUUGAAAGCCAACAUCUGACCUUGGUCAUCUAACAAGGGAUUUUCCCAGAGAUUAAAAAGAACCCAAAAGUGUGAAAUACAAAGUAAUAAUCAUACAGUAUGAAACAGUGAUUACAGUCCAUGUGCAGAGACACAAAAUGUGAUUUUAAUCCAUUAAUGUAACCACCUUUCAAACUGCAGGCAGAGCACACAUUCCAUAUCAACAAAAAUGUAGAAAAUAUUUUCAGUUACUUUAGCUUGAUAUGCAUAGUUUAACACCAAUAUUGAACUCUGUAUGUACUAUACAAAGAUCAUAGUAAGUGCACUUCCUUGCAUUGAUUUACUUCUUAUGGCACAAAGGUUUUCUGUACUGCUGAAAAGUCACCAGAGCAGAGUGUUUAAUUGCUACUGUAAAGCCUGAACUGGUUUUUAGCAAAUAUGGCAUAAUCAGUAUAUUCUAGUUCAACUUUGGAAGCCUAAUGACUAAAGAUUUAAAAUUAUCAUGUAAAUAUUAUGUCACAGAAAUAUGAAGUAGGUGUGUGAGAACUUAACUCUUCAGUUUUGUUUAAAAAAAAGAAACUGAACCAUAUUCUUGGGGGGUUUUGGUGGGGGGAUGAUGGGAAGAAAUUGUGCUACCAACUGUUGCUGCUGCAUAAUUUAAAUAACUUCAGGGUGAUUUCCAAAAGCCAUUGUCUGUCAGACUAAAAUCUGGUCCUAAUUUAUAGAAACUUAUCCAUGAAUGAGUAUUUUACUUUGUUCUUUUGGUUGUAGCAUUGCAGACAGCAUAUCCUAGGUGUGGGAUUGAGUGCUUGGUGUGGUAAUCAAGAUUCAAACUCUGCUGACAGUCUGCUUCCCAAGUGAAGCUGUUACUUUAAUAUUCCACAGUGAUGGCUUUGGUUCUGAGAUAUUCAUGAAGAGCUUCUUCACCUGUACAAGCACAAUAUUCACCUGUUAGAACAGCAGCUAAAUGAAUUUUGUCAAACUGUAACUAUUACUAAGAAAAAAUUUUAAACACUGGAGCCAAUAUUUGAGUUCUUAAGGAACAAUGAAAACUAAUUACUUUCCCACUGUGAUUUACAGACCUGGUUUGACAAGGGGCCAGACCCAACAGAUGUGGAAGAAAAAGGAACUAGAUUUAACAAGCAGCUCCCCAAGCAGCAGCAGUCUUUAGAUGGCCACUGGGGGCUCAUAGGUGUAUUUAUGAACUUUGCUUCUCCUCUAUUAAAGGUCAGAGGUAGAGAAGCUGUGUGAAAAUCAGUAAUCUUUUUUUCCCUGACAUCAUGACUGAUUGUGGUUUCAGGAAGUGUCUUUGGAGAUUCCAAAAGCAAAAAUCUGUUGUGUGAAUGAAAUUUGAUUUUCCUUUUUUCUCUGCCAUGAAGCUUGAGCUGUCCAGACUUGCAAAGCUUCUUUGACAAAAUAAACUUCACUUUUCUACAAA